GACCAGGUUUGCUGGCCCGUCUGCCUACCCGUCGCCUUUUUGUAUACAGUCCGGAUCUUUAUGUUCCGCCUAGGUUUCAUGAUUUGAAAUCAUGAUUUUCUCAUGCACGGCGUGAAACUGACUGAAAUGAAAGGGUUCGAAGCAUAACUCCCGCCAUGGAAUGGCUUCUUCCACUCGAUGUCAUCAAACGCGUCAAGUACAGACUACAAUGGCAUUACUUGAAUUUUGAACUAUGCUUCUAUUCAUUGUUCUACAACCACCACCUAGACAAAAACUAUGUCUCUGAUGUGUGUAUGGAACCGCUUUUCUGGUUUGUGGACAACUUCACAAAGUUUUUGGGGCCGUUUUUCGUGUUCUGUGUUUCCAUGAUUAUGUUUGCUGUUAUUUCAAUUGCUUAUUAUAUUGGUUUGCCGUACUGGUGGAACAAAAAUCCUCAGCUUGCAGUCAUUCUCGUUGUAGUGGGCAACUGGCUCAAGAUCAACACACUUUUCCAUUAUUACAUGGGUGUCGUCACCCAUCCAGGGCACCCACCGAAAGGUGCGAUGAUAGAAGAAGCUGUGAGUAUUUGCAAAAAAUGCAUAGCACCAAAGCCCCCUCGAGCCCAUCACUGCUCUGUUUGUAACAAAUGUGUUUUAAAAAUGGACCAUCACUGUCCUUGGCUCAAUAACUGUGUGGGCCAUUACAAUCACAGGUAUUUUUUUAUGUACAUGGUCUUCAUAUCAUUGAGCACAUUUUUCAUAAUGGCUUUUGGGAUCGAGAUCGCCUAUAAUGAAGUAUGGCUCCAAAAUACAAGAGAGGAGGAACCAUAUGGCCACCCCGUACGGAUGAAUGAUUCUGAAAUAAUUGCCGUGCCAGAAUGGGACAAUGAGAACAAGAGUGAAAUACCAAUAAUAGAACUGCCUGCUGACGUCUACUGGAAAAGAAGGGCCAUUACAUUCAUGGCGUUCAUUUGCAGUGGUGCUUUUGUGGCAUUGACAUGGCUUUCAUCGUGGCAUGCCAAACAAAUUGGAAAGGGUGAAACAAGCAUCGAAGCCCAUAUUAAUAAGGCUGAAACACAGCGGCUUGCAAAAAUUCAUAAGGAAUAUAUCAAUCCUUACAAUUAUGGACCAGUAGACAAUUGGAAGAUUUUCUUUGGGAUUGGAAAUGGAAAGAGCUGGCUUCAUGUGAUAUUUCCUUCAGCACAUAAACCCUUUGGAGAUGGUCUCACGUGGGACAGUGUCCAAGGACUGUGUAAUAAUAUUGAACAUAAGAAAAUCCCUUAAAAAGCCUAAUAUGAAGAAAUUACUUUUUAUCCGGUCUGAGAGGCACAACAUGAGUGAUAUAAAUAAAUGUAAAUUUUCCUAUAACAAAACAAUUGUAUA
Cimex lectularius (bed bug) is the source of this 1361-nucleotide messenger RNA. RefSeq names its product palmitoyltransferase ZDHHC16A. NCBI's taxonomy places the organism in Eukaryota, Metazoa, Arthropoda, Insecta, Hemiptera, Cimicidae. Bases 156 to 1262 code for a protein of 368 amino acids. The transcript is spliced from 10 exons. Gene Ontology annotation, molecular function: palmitoyltransferase activity. Gene Ontology annotation, cellular component: Golgi apparatus. Gene Ontology annotation, biological process: protein palmitoylation. The record is from RefSeq and is a predicted model, not a curated record.